Carica papaya (papaya) is the source of this 840-nucleotide messenger RNA. The record is from RefSeq and is a predicted model, not a curated record. Lineage: Eukaryota; Viridiplantae; Streptophyta; Magnoliopsida; Brassicales; Caricaceae.
GGAGUUUCCUCUCGCAUAUAUUCUUCCAAUUACCUAAGCAGAUCAUCCACCCAUUUUAUAUACUUACAUGCAAUGUCAUAUGCAUUAUAUAUAUAUACAUAGGCAGCGUCUCAAGCAAUCCUCUUUCACUUGCAAGUACUUCACACACAUAUAUACGUGCAUAUAUAUAUAUAUAUGUAUAUAAAUCCACCUUCUUCCUUUUGCUUGUACACCUCACCAUCAUCAUAUAAAGUAAUCUGAUCUCCUCUCUUUUCUCUCUUCCUCUGAUCUUCCUCCGUCUCACUAAACCAAGAAACUGAAAAUGGCGAGACCUAAUAAUCCUAGUAAUCUUCUUCUUCUUAUAAUGUCGACCGUGUUAACGUUGAUUUCUUUUACAGUUGCAAGUAAUCUGACUACGUCCGAGAAGCUAGAUCAAACAGUGAUUGAUCCUGAAAUAAAAUGCGGUGCAUGUCCUUGCGUCGACCCAUGUGCCCAGCUCCCUCCUCCUCCUCCUCCGCCUCCGUCGCCGCCUCCUCCUCCUCCACCGCCGAAGACGGUGUACUGUAAUCCGGUGGCGCCGCCUCCGCCGAGGUUUAUUUACGUGACGGGUGUGCCUGGUCAGUUGUACUACACUGAUGCGGAUGAGUGGGGGUUUUACUCGGGUGCCGGGCGAAAUGGGGCGAUGGCUUUAAUGGUUUUGAUGGGAUACGGAGUGUUUGGUCUCUGGGAAAAUUGGUAAACGAUCUUAAUGUACGAACUAGAAAAUAUUUGUUACGCAGUCAGAUCUGCUCGUAGUUUUAAUUAUAUGUUAAUCGUAAUUAAUUAAGUAAUAAUUUGAUUGUUUCUUUUUUAAUUAUGAAA